AUGGCAACUAGAGAGCCAUCUAGAUACCUGACAAGGUCAUUGUCCCGGGCAAUUUUACCAUCAGCUCGCCCACAGAGUGUCUGCUUCCGCCGCAAUACCAGCGACGAUGCGGCAUCCAAGUCUCCAGCGGGCGACCUUAAUGAACUGGAGUCGAGUUCGUUGGGCACUGCGGUGCCAGCGGACGUCGUGAAAUCGUUUGAUCCAAUUGUAAGAGCGAAGUCACGGAAAGGCCAGUUACCACGGAGUCGUUAUCAAUUCCGAUCACCAAAAUACGACCGUGGCCCGCUACACCCUCACCGUCCACCCCGUCCCUCGGACCCCUCCUCCCGUCUCUUCGUCCCUGGCCCCUUCUCCCUCCCGCGAACCGAGCAGACAUGGCAAUCCACCAUCGCCCCGGACAUCCUAACCCUCUGCUACGUCCACAACCCACCCGGCUUCAAGCCCCCGCCAAAAGCCCCACGUCUGCGCGAAUGGGACGACAGCUCGCCGUACCACAAGAACCGUCAACUGCGCGGGCCCCGCGGUGGUGACGUUCUGCGACUACUGCGCAAACCGAUUCGCUUCAACAACAUCCCCGAAGUUGAGCGGGUGACGAUCCACAGUUACGUGAAGCAGGCUGCGACGGAGAACUCGUCCUGGUUGCAUGUUGCAGGUAUGGCGAUGCAGGCUAUUUCGAAUGUGCGUGUGGAUACGUUCAAGUCUAAGACUAGUGUUUCUCCAUGGGGUAUUGCGCCUGGUAGAGAUAGCGUGGCUGUCAAGGCGGAGCUGCGGGGGGAGAACAUGCAGCACUUCCUCGGGAAAUUGAUUGAUGUCGUGAUGCCCAGGAUCAAGGAAUGGAAUGGCAUCAAGGGUACUAGUGGUGACAGCAGUGGAAACAUCACCUUCGGUCUGGAGCCGGAGAAUGUGGCUCUUUUCCCUGAGAUUGAAGUCAACUACGACAUGUACCCGCCCAAGAUGAUUCCCGGUUGCCAUAUUACCAUCCACACCAGCGCCAGAACCGACAAGGACGCCCGUCUUUUGCUGAGUGCCAUGGGCAUUCCGUUCCAUGGCAAGCUGGUCGACUAA
Aspergillus chevalieri is the source of this 1065-nucleotide messenger RNA. Its product is annotated as mitochondrial 54S ribosomal protein uL5m. NCBI's taxonomy places the organism in Eukaryota, Fungi, Ascomycota, Eurotiomycetes, Eurotiales, Aspergillaceae. Bases 1 to 1065 code for a protein of 354 amino acids. The record is from RefSeq and is a predicted model, not a curated record. Gene Ontology annotation, molecular function: structural constituent of ribosome; RNA binding. Gene Ontology annotation, biological process: translation. Gene Ontology annotation, cellular component: cytosolic large ribosomal subunit; ribosome. The transcript is spliced from 3 exons.